This is a messenger RNA of Arvicola amphibius (Eurasian water vole), 401 nucleotides long. Its product is annotated as NADH dehydrogenase [ubiquinone] 1 beta subcomplex subunit 2, mitochondrial-like. Gene Ontology annotation, cellular component: mitochondrial inner membrane. Lineage: Eukaryota; Metazoa; Chordata; Mammalia; Rodentia; Cricetidae. The transcript has a single exon. The record is from RefSeq and is a predicted model, not a curated record. The coding region runs from base 1 to 327 and encodes 108 amino acids.
AUGUCUGCGCUGACGCAGCUGGCACCUUUCGGUCGCAUCGGAGGCUGCCUGCUCCGGAGCAGCAGAGCACGGGCGGCUGGAGAUGGUGGAGUCCGUGGAGUCCGUCAUGCUGGCGGUGGGGUGCAUAUUCAGCCCAAGUACAGGGAAUUUCCCCAGCUUACUCGGAAACAGGUGGUCUAUGGUGAGUUCUUAAACUCACUCAUAUUGUUCUGGAUUCUCUGGCGCUUUUGGCAUGACUCGGACGCUGUGCUGGGCCACUUUUCAUAUCCAGAUCCUUCACAAUGGACAGAUGAAGAAUUGGGGAUCCCUCCUGAUGACGAGGACUGAAGGAGCAAAGUGAGAAGUUUCAAGAAAUUACAGCCUUCAUAUUUAAAGUUGUAAAUUAAAGUGGUUUGCCAAGA